UUUAGGGCAAAAGGUCCUUAUAAAACCAAGCUCUGCUUGCCAGCAAGGCAUCGUCUCUUGUGUUGGGAGCACAGAGAGCCUUUGCAUCAUGAGCUUCACUGGAAAGUAUGAACUCCAGUCCCAGGAAAAUUUUGAACCUUUUAUGAAAGCCCUUGGGCUUCCCGAUGAUCAGAUCCAGAAGGGCAAGGACAUCAAGAGCACCUCAGAAAUCGUGCAGGAUGGGAAAAAGUUCAAGGUCACUGUGACCACCGGCAGCAAAGUGCUGACUAACGAGUUCACCAUUGGGGAGGAGAGCGAGAUGGUGAUGUUGACAGGAGAGAAGGUCAAGGCCAUUGUGCAUAUGGAAGGUGACAACAAGCUGGUGGCAAGCAUGAAAGGGCUGAAAUCCGUCACUGAACUCAAUGGAGACACCAUCACCAAUACCAUGACCCUGGGAGAUCUCAGCUACAAGAGAAUCAGCAAGAGAAUCUAGAAACCGUGUGCAUGAUUAUCAUUUUACUGUGUAAAAUGUGUCCAUUAAAGUCAAAUUUAUAUUAAAGACCUUUUCAUUACUA
Molecule: messenger RNA, 554 nt
Organism: Dromaius novaehollandiae (emu)
Lineage: Eukaryota; Metazoa; Chordata; Aves; Casuariiformes; Dromaiidae
Gene: FABP1
Product: fatty acid binding protein 1
Exons: 4
Coding region: 89-472 (127 amino acids)
Biological process (GO): fatty acid transport
Cellular component (GO): nucleus; cytosol
Molecular function (GO): fatty acid binding
Source: RefSeq, a predicted model, not a curated record